Messenger RNA from Oryza sativa Japonica Group (Japanese rice), 3802 nucleotides. NCBI's taxonomy places the organism in Eukaryota, Viridiplantae, Streptophyta, Magnoliopsida, Poales, Poaceae. The record is from RefSeq and is a predicted model, not a curated record.
AGAGAGAGAGAGAGAGAGAGAGAGAGCAGCACUCGUGGGGUUAAAACCCCAAGAACAAGUUAGAAGUAGCAGGAAGCUGCAAGAGGAACUGAGGAAGGAAGCAAGAAAGCAAACCAAACCAAACCAAACCAAGAAGCAAAUCUCAGUUGCAACUCUUGAGCUCAGAAGAAGUUGCAACAGAAGAAGGAGGGAGAAGGGAAGCAUCUCAGCUAGCUAGGCAGGAAGCAUGCUCCUAGCCUCCCUCUCCGGCUGCGGCGGCGGCGGCGGCGGUCGGAUCUGCCGGAGAGCGGCGGCCGGGGAGCCCAGAGCUGAGAGCUAACCGUGCAGACCUCGCGGCCGCGAGAUCUGACCACGCGACUCCUCGGAUCAAGCGGUGUCGCCUCCCGCAGCAGCAUUUCCCCCCCCCCCCCCCCCCCCGAAGAUCACAGCCUUUUUUUCCACUGGUUCUUGCUGGUCUUGGAAGUGGGGAAAAAAAAUUCUCAUCACCUCGUCGAUGGAGAAGCUUACGACGCUUGCUCGGUAGAUUUGAUUUUUCUUUUUCUUCUUCUUCCGGGGGAAGCGUAAUUGCGAAACAGCGAAAGAAGAAGUGUUGGUGAGUUGGCGAAACUGAGAAAGCGAUGGUUUUUGGGAAGGCGCUGUGAUUUGGCCUAAAAAGGAGGAAUCUUUCCUUCGUUCUCUCCUUCCUUCCCCAGCUUCGUGCACGCUCUUAUAUUGCAUUUCAGAUCGGUCUUGUGAUUGGUCUUUUGGAGAGAGAGAGAGAGAGAGAAGAAAAAUGAGGCUUUCGUCGUCGUCCGGCAGCGUCCUCCCGGCUCAGGCGGCGUCGCCGGAAGCUGUAGAAGAACAAAAAUGCCUGAAUUCGGAGCUCUGGCAUGCGUGUGCCGGUCCCCUUGUUUCGUUGCCUGCAGUGGGUAGCCGAGUGGUUUAUUUCCCACAGGGUCACAGCGAACAGGUAGCUGCAUCAACAAAUAAAGAAAUGGAGUCUCAGAUCCCCAAUUAUCCUAACUUGCCUCCACAACUUAUUUGCCAACUUCACAAUGUGACGAUGCAUGCAGAUGCAGAAACAGAUGAGGUUUACGCUCAGAUGACGCUACAACCACUUAGCCCGCAAGAGCUCAAGGACCCAUAUCUACCAGCUGAAUUAGGUUCUGCCAACAAACAGCCAACGAAUUAUUUUUGCAAAACAUUAACGGCAAGUGACACAAGUACGCAUGGCGGAUUCUCUGUUCCCCGUCGAGCAGCUGAGAAAGUGUUCCCUCCGCUGGAUUUUACUCAGCAGCCUCCAGCACAGGAGUUAAUUGCAAAAGAUCUUCAUGGCAAUGAGUGGAAGUUUCGUCAUAUCUUUCGUGGUCAGCCAAAGCGACACCUUCUAACUACAGGCUGGAGCGUCUUUGUAAGUGCAAAGAGACUUGUCGCCGGGGAUUCUGUCCUAUUUAUCUGGAAUGACAACAACCAGCUUCUUCUGGGAAUUCGUCGAGCUAACCGCCCACAAACUGUUAUGCCAUCUUCAGUCCUAUCUAGUGAUAGCAUGCAUAUUGGUCUUCUUGCUGCGGCUGCUCAUGCUGCUUCAACAAAUAGCCGGUUUACAAUUUUUUAUAACCCAAGAGCAAGCCCUUCAGAGUUUGUUAUCCCACUUUCUAAAUAUGUUAAGGCUGUAUAUCAUACCCGUAUAUCUGUGGGCAUGCGUUUCAGGAUGCUUUUUGAGACAGAAGAGUCAAGUGUACGGAGAUACAUGGGCACGAUAACAGGAAUUAGUGAUCUUGAUGCUGCUCGUUGGCCAAACUCACAUUGGCGUUCUGUAAAGGUUGGCUGGGAUGAAUCAACUGCCGGAGAGAGGCAGCCAAGGGUGUCGCUUUGGGAGAUUGAGCCCUUGACAACUUUCCCAAUGUACCCAUCUCCUUUUCCACUCAGACUGAAGCGUCCAUGGCCAACAGGCUUGCCUUCAUUACAUGGUGGUAAGGAUGACGACUUGACUUCUUCUCUCAUGUGGCUCCGAGACAGCGCAAAUCCUGGUUUCCAAUCAUUGAAUUUCGGGGGUCUCGGUAUGAAUCCUUGGAUGCAGCCAAGGUUUGAUGCUUCCUUACUUGGUCUGCAACCUGACAUGUAUCAAACGAUAGCUGCGACUGCUUUCCAGGACCCAACAAAGCAGGUCUCUCCCACGAUAUUGCAGUUCCAGCAGCCGCAGAACAUAGGUGGCAGAGCUAAUACACUUCUGCCAAGUCAGAUUUUGCAGCAAGUGCAGCCUCAGUUUCAGCAGCAGCAAUACCUCCAAAACAUCAACGAGACCACAAUCCAAGGGCAUGCUCAGUCUGAGUUCCUUCAGCAGCAGCUCCAACGCUGCCAGUCGUUUACUGAGCAGAAGCCACAGCUGCAAACCCAGCAACAACAGCAAGAAUCACAGCAACAACAGCAGCAGCAAUCGCAGUGUAUGCAAGUCCCACAACAUCAGCAAAUGCAACAGCAGAAGAACAUGACCAACUAUCAGUCUGUACCUAAUGCAUUGUCACCGUUUUCUCAACUCUCCUCUCCUUCUCAGUCUUCACCUAUGACACUGCAAACAGUAUUACCAUUCUCCCAGCCACAGAGCUAUCCAGACACGAGUAUGAGCUCAUUGUCACCAUCCAACACAUCCACCAUGCAUAAUGCAUUGAGGCCAUUUUCAUCGGAAGCACCUUCGCACCUAAGCAUGCCAAGACCGACUGCAGUACCUGUCCCUGACCCAUGGUCAUCGAAGCGAGUUGCAGUGGAGUCUUUGCUUCCCUCUCGUCCUCAGGUUACAUCGCAGAUGGAGCAGUUGGACUCAACAGCACCUAGUAUACCACAAAGCUCUGCGUUGGCGCCGCUUCCUGGAAGAGGAUGCUUGGUGGAUCAAGAUGGGAACUCUGAUCCUCAAAACCAUCUGUUAUUUGGCGUUAACAUAGAUUCACAGUCACUUCUAAUGCAAGGUGGCAUCCCAAGCCUCCAGGGUGAGAAUGAUUCGACGGCAAUUCCUUAUUCCACCUCCAAUUUCCUGAGCCCGUCGCAGAAUGAUUUCCCCUUGGAUCAAACACUAAGUAGUGCAGACUGCUUAGAUGAAUCAGGAUAUGUGCCGUGUUCACAGAAUUCUGAUCAAGUGAUUAAUCGACCACCUGCGACCUUUGUGAAGGUUUACAAAUCGGGAACCUAUGGAAGGUCACUUGAUAUCACUAGAUUUAGUAGCUAUCAUGAACUUCGUAGAGAACUAGGGCGCCUAUUUGGCCUUGAGGGCCAGUUGGAAAACCCUUUGAGAUCAGGCUGGCAGCUUGUAUUCGUCGACCGAGAGGAUGAUGUCCUCCUCGUUGGCGACGACCCUUGGCAGGAAUUCGUGAAUAGCGUCUCCUGCAUAAAGAUACUUUCACCACAGGAGGUGCAGCAGAUGGGCAAGCCCUUUGAGCUUUUGAGCUCGGCUCCCGGAAAGAGGCUAGGUAGCAGCUGUGAUGACUAUGUGAGCAGGCAGGAAUCAAGAAGCCUGAGCACAGGAAUUGCAUCUGUCGGCUCAGUUGAAUUCUGAAGCAAGGGCGCUAACGAGCCCUUCAAUCAAAUCUAGCCUGUUACCUAUGUUUCUGCAGUUUUUCUUCCCCUAGUUUUGAGACCUGGAACUGAAAGAACAUAGAUCCAUGCUUAGCUAAGUUAUGUACCAUCUAAUAAUUAUGCUAUAUGAUAUCAAAUUCCAAGUAGAAACUAUCAACUUUUGGUAUAUAUAUAUAUACCAAAACUUUGUUCCAUGAAACACUAAUCCUGUGAAUGUAGGCCAUCUAAAUUAUCAGGCUCACCGCGAAGUUUAGCA